AUGCACAUAACAUUCAUCCCAGGACAACUACAAUGCCUAUGGAAUCUUUGGGGUCUAGAAGUACUUGUGCUAUUGAGUUUCACCAUCCAAAUCAUCCUCACAGUCUAUGGCAGCCGCAGAAAGGACAUCCCAGGUAUGUGGAUAAGGCUCACUGUUUGGUUUACCUAUUUGCUCUCUGCUUCCUUAGCAAAAAUAAUCAUAGGAAAGCUCACGGUAAUACCUGGAAGUGAUCCAAAUGAACGCAAUAUCCGACGCGAACUGAAGGCAUUGUUUGCACCAUUACUUCUGGUUCAAAUUGGAAAUCCAGAUGCCAUAACAGCAUACUCAAUUGAAGAUAAUAGAUUGGGAUUGAGGCAAUUACUAACCCUUGUUUUCCAAGUAGCUGUGGUGAUUUGGAUCAUUAUGAAGAGUUGGACACAUUCAGAACUCUCUUAUCUCUACCUUCCAUUAUUAGUAUCUGGACUAAUCAAGUAUGGAGAAGUUGUUUGGGCUCUCAAAUCAUCUCUUAGUAAAAGAUCUGGCAUAAUCACAAUUCAAGAGAUUGACCAAGAAGCAAACAUGCCUGCGUUAUUCAGAUACCUUCCUGAGGAUAUUCCCAACAUAGAAUUGAUCUUGAAGGCAUAUUAUCGCUUUAUCUCAUUGAAGCCUCACCGAGAAAACUGGCUCUAUCAGCCUCUAUAUGAAACUCUUCCCGGAAUGUCCAUAGAUGAGUAUGCACCAGAUGACAUCUUCCAUAUCACAGAUGCAGAAUUGAGCUUCAUGUAUGAUGUGUUGUACACUAAAGCACCAAUAAUCUACACCAAACUAGGUUGCUUUCUUCGUGUUGUAAGUUUCCUCAAUUUAGUUCUAACUUUGUGUGGAUUUUCAUUCAUAUUCAAACAUGACUUUUCGCGCCAUUGGAAAGCUUGCUUUAUAGUUGGGGUGUUAGCAGGAGCUGUACUUAUGGAGGCAUACCAGAUUGCACAAUUACCCUUCUCAGAUUGGGCUAUAAUUCAAAUGAUCAAGCACCAUAAUCUUCCAUUUAUGAUUCCAUGCCUCAGAAUUCUUGGACCAAGAGCAAGCAAUUGGAAAAGGUGGUCAAAUACAUUGCCACAAUUCAACUUGCUGAGUUUUUGUGUCCAUGACAAGCCAUUGAAGUGUGGAAAUUUUUUCAAAUUCCGGGGGAUUGACAUGGGUUUGAAAAAGAAUAAGAGUAGGACACGUAUAAAAUUUCCCCAAGAAUUGAAGGUUUUGAUAGUUCAAGAAAUGAGAGAUAUUGAUGAACACAGAGGACUAAAGCCCUUCAACCAAAGGGGGGAAUGGUCACUAGGAAGGUAUGGUUCUCUCAAUGAUUUCAAAUGGAGUGUUAAAAGAGAUUUUGACAAGAGCAUUACCAUAUGGCACAUUGCAACAGAUAUAUGCUAUUAUUCAGAUUCUCAAUGCAAUGCUGGAAACCCCAAAAUCCAAAUAGCCAAAUUAUUGUCAAAUUAUAUGAUGUACCUUCUAGCUAUGCGUCCUCACAUGCUUUCCAUGACCACUGCCAACAUAAUAUUUCAACACGCCUAUGACAAACUCAAGGCCUUGUUGUUGUUACAAAAAGAACAACUAUCUGUGAAAGAUGAAAAAGAAGCAUGUAGUAGGAUUUUGAGAAUGGAAAGAAUUCCUCAGUAUUUGAAUUCUGAGAGGAAAUCAGAAACUGUUGUCACAUCAAAAUGGCGUAUGAUGAGGGAUGCUCAGAGACUGGGUAGGAAUUUGAUGGUCAGGGAAAACAGAUGGCAGAUUAUAUGUAGUGUGUGGGUGGAGAUGUUGUGUUAUGCUGCAGCUAAUUGCUCUAUAGAUUAUCACUCAGAACAAAUAAGAAGAGGUGGAGGUUUGAUAACUCAUGUUUGGAUUCUCUUAGCUCACAAGACUGAUAAAUAUCAUAUCAGUGACUAA
Molecule: messenger RNA, 1914 nt
Organism: Gastrolobium bilobum
Lineage: Eukaryota; Viridiplantae; Streptophyta; Magnoliopsida; Fabales; Fabaceae
Exons: 1
Coding region: 1-1914 (637 amino acids)
Source: RefSeq, a predicted model, not a curated record